Aspergillus clavatus NRRL 1 is the source of this 1311-nucleotide messenger RNA. Its product is annotated as acyl-CoA dehydrogenase family protein. Gene Ontology annotation, molecular function: flavin adenine dinucleotide binding; acyl-CoA dehydrogenase activity. NCBI's taxonomy places the organism in Eukaryota, Fungi, Ascomycota, Eurotiomycetes, Eurotiales, Aspergillaceae. The record is from RefSeq and is a predicted model, not a curated record. The transcript has 2 exons. Bases 1 to 1311 code for a protein of 436 amino acids.
AUGUCGAAUUUUGCAGCACGAACGGUGCGAUGUAGAAUCGCCUCUUUUCGACCACGAUGGGCAUGUGAUCGAUUGCGCUUCUCCACCUCCACGCGUCGGCCAUUGAUGGACCUCGCCGGCUUCAGCGAAGAGCAACUCAUGGUCCGCGAGGCCAUCUCAGCCAUUACAGCCAAAUUCCCAAACACGUACUGGCAGGAGUGCGAUCAAAAUGAGCGCGAUCCGAAAGAGUUCCAUGCCGCAUUAGCCAAGGAUGGAUGGCUCGGAAUCGCCUUGUCGGAGGAACUGGGAGGUGCAGGACUGGGCGUCUCCGAAGCGACAAUGAUGAUGCAAACCAUCACUCAAUCCGGAGCUGGGAUGGCUGGUGCGCAGGCAAUUCACGCAAACGUGUAUGCCACCCAACCGCUGGCCCGGUUUGGCACCAAAGCCCAACUGGAAGAGACAAUCCCCAAGAUUAUCAACGGGACCUGGCGGACCUGCUUCGGUGUCACCGAGCCCAACACUGGCUUGGAGACUCUGAAGCUGAAAACCUCUGCCACCAAAACUGCCGCUGGUGAUGCGUACUCCGUUACGGGGCAAAAGAUCUGGAUCACCUGCGCGCAGGUUGCAUCAAAAAUGAUACUGUUGGCCCGCACGACUCCCAUCGAGGAAGUCAAGAAAUCUACACAGGGGCUAUCAAUGUUCUGUAUUGACCUGAACCGAAGCACAUCCGGCCUUGACAUGCGCAGAAUCAAGAAGAUGGGUGGUCGUGCCGUGGACGCGAACGAGGUCUUCUUCGACAACUACCAGAUUCCGGCAAGCACGCUUGUAGGGCAGGAAAACGAAGGGUUCGGAAUUAUCCUCCAUGGAAUGAAUGCAGAACGGUGUCUGCUCGCCGGUGAAGCUCUAGGCCUGGGUUAUGCAGCGCUCGAACGCGCAGCACAAUAUGCCAACGAUCGGGUGGUGUUCGGUCGUCCCAUCGGACAGAACCAGGGCAUUGCGCAUCCGCUGGCGGAUGCUUAUAUGAAGUUGGAAGCGGCCAAGUUGGCGACAUAUCACGCGGCAAAACUGUACGAUGCCUCUCAAACGGAUAGCUCUAUUCCCUUCCAUUCGGUCGGGGUCGCCUGCAACAGUGCCAAAUACCUUGCAGCUGAAGCCGCGUUCACCGCGUGUGAGCGUGCGGUUCUGACACAUGGAGGCAUGGGAUAUGCCAUGGAAUAUGACGUGGAGAGAUACUUGAGAGAGUGUCUAGUCCCACGGAUUGCACCAGUCAGUCGAGAGAUGAUAUUGAAUUAUAUUAGUGAGAAGGUACUGCAGUUACCCCGGAGCUACUGA